AGCGACCGUCGAGUCUGAGCUAUGGAAGCCAGUAGAACAAAUGAAGGCCCAAUCAAGCCAAAAUACUGUCACUUUAUGACCCUCAAAGAGUCAAGCGUGGCGUUUGCGGCCGUCCUCAAACUUCCAUGCACAUGCGCUUGCAUCAGCUGCGGAGAUAUGGUCAACACCAAUCAACAGCAAAUCAAUGGAUGGAUUCAACCUGUACGCCGCCGAGCCAAAGUGAAAAUACGGUCAAGCGUGCUGAACGGUACCUACCCGCAACACCCGUAGCCCGCUAAAGCGACCCGCCAACGGGCCUUUGGAUCAGUGGAUGCCGCCUGCCGAGCAACCCCCGCGCGCGUCUCGUCGCGUCAUUUUCAAUCAAAUUCACCCCCACCACGCGUCUUCCAGUCUGUCCAUCAUGGAAGCCUGGUGCUGAAAACAGCCCCCGCACCCAACGACGACAUCACCACCACACAAUACCCUCUCGAAACUCGGAUUUGUGUAGUCGAGGUUCUAAAGAAAAAAGAAAAAAGAUGGCUUCCUACGGCGGCUACUCCAAGACAAAUUAUAACGCCCAGGGCGGCGACGAUGGCGGCGGCUACAUGGGCGCUUCCCAGCAGGGCUCACAGGCCGGAGGAGGUGGCGGCAAUCAGAACAGCUACCAGAACGAGUCCCUCCGGCCCGUGACCAUCAAGCAGCUGUAUAGCACCGAGGAGGCCUACUCGGGCGCCGAGCUGGUGCUGGACGGCAACCCCCUGGCCCAGGUCACGUUUGUGGGCCAGGUGCGCCAGGUCAACCCGCAGGCCACCAAUAUAACCUACCGCAUCGACGACGGCACUGGCUCCAUCGACGUCAAGAAGUGGAUCGACAGCCAGAGCAUGACCGACACCGAUCCGGCCGAGCUGCACCCCCUCGACAGUUUCGUCCGCGUCUGGGGCAAGCUCAAGCACCUGCAGGACCGCCGCCACGUCGGCGCCACCUUCAUGCGCAACGUCGACGAUUUCAACGAAGUCAGCUACCACAUGCUCGAAGCCGCAUACGUCCACCUCUACUUUGCAAACGCGAAGUCCGGGGCCGAGGCUAGCGCAGGCGGCGGAGGUGAUGAUAGCAUGUUCGUCGACAGCUACGGUGACUCGCACGGCGGCGGCGGCGGCGCGGCCAAGGCCAAGGGCUGCUCGGCCAACGCCCAGCGGAUAUUCGGCUACAUGCAGAAUCAGGCCGCCGGCAACGACGGCAUGGAGGCCCACGUGAUAUCCAAGGGCAUCGGCAUGCCCGUCAACACCGUUCUCGCCGCCGCCGACGAGCUGGUGACCCAGGGCCUGAUAUACACCACCCUUGACGACCAGACAUGGGCAAUUCUCGACUACUGAUCGGCCGUUGCGUCGGCAGCGGGCCGACGGGUGAGCAUAGAUAGGUCAGGGUUGAUCUCGGCUGUUUUGCGAGACUGGCCAAUGGAGACAUGAUUAUCACGACGCCGAAGUUAUAUUAGUUGGUAUAUGCCAGAACGGGUCAUGUUGAUUAAUAUUUUUUUUCCCCCUCGGGACGGCGUUUGGCGGUAUUGUAGGAGCAAUUUGUGACUUGUUUUUACUGUGGGUCUUGUUUCCGAAUACAAUUGACACACCCUUGGACCCGAAGCGAAUCUCCAAAUGCGUUUGACCUGAUAUUCAACCAUCUGCUUCUUCCCCAGGGAACUUU
Molecule: messenger RNA, 1677 nt
Organism: Gaeumannomyces tritici R3-111a-1
Lineage: Eukaryota; Fungi; Ascomycota; Sordariomycetes; Magnaporthales; Magnaporthaceae
Product: replication protein A 32 kDa subunit
Exons: 3
Coding region: 516-1352 (278 amino acids)
Biological process (GO): nucleotide-excision repair; double-strand break repair via homologous recombination; DNA replication
Cellular component (GO): site of double-strand break; DNA replication factor A complex; nucleus
Molecular function (GO): DNA binding
Source: RefSeq, a predicted model, not a curated record